This is a messenger RNA of Mycotypha africana, 1880 nucleotides long. RefSeq lists its product as uncharacterized. The record is from RefSeq and is a predicted model, not a curated record. NCBI's taxonomy places the organism in Eukaryota, Fungi, Mucoromycota, Mucoromycetes, Mucorales, Mycotyphaceae. The transcript has 4 exons. Bases 116 to 1720 code for a protein of 534 amino acids.
GUUUGCAAGCCCUUUUUUCUUUUUUAUUUUUUAUUUUUUUAUUUUUUUAUUUAUUUAUUUAUUCUUCUUUAUUUCAACGUCUUUUCUUAAACGAUUUUCGAUUAAUAAAAGAGAAAUGCUGACUAAAGGAGAACCUGUUCUGUACGCAGCCUCGCCUAGGAAAAGGUCACCAUCGCCUUUGACUAUCAUUCUCCUUCUUGUAGGAACACUAGGUGCAAUCAAAUUUAUUCAGUCUCUUAGAGCAACACCAACCAUCCCGCAGCAACAGCAGCCCUAUUUUGAACCGAUGAUACAGCAAACUGUGAAAGAGGCAGCCACCGACAAAUUACCGCAAAAAUCAGUGUUGCCUAUUCCACCUGCUCUUGAAAUGGAAAUAUCACCAGCAUGUGAAAACGUAGAUUUUCAUUGGUUAAUUAAUGACAGACAAUUUUGGGAUGGCUGGGAAUCCAAAGUCAUGUUUAUGCGUACAGACGGAAAAUUUACUCGAAAAAAUGUCAAGAUUACAGAAGGCGAAUCCGUCUGUGUUGUUGCUAUGACAGGACCUAUACCAGCAGCAGGAGCGAUCAAACAUGUCGUUCAUUAUGCUCCAGCUGAUUCGAUUAUUUUGACAGCGCAGAGUGAUACUGAGGGUGUAAAAAUGCCACUCACGUUAAAAGCACAUGAGAAAGAGCGCAAUAUCUAUUUUGCGUCUGCUCGAUUCACGCAUUCUGGCGUCUAUCAUUUGAAUGCAAAGUUGGAAUAUCGAUCUUAUUUCUGGGAGCAGCCCUCCUUCCACGCCUACUCGCCUAUACAAUUUCUAUCUAAAAAUCUGUUGAUUGUAGACAAAAAGACAAGCAAACCACAACAAGGUGCCAGUGAUAGCAAGCAAGAAAUUUGCAACAUCCGUAACAAUGUUGCUUCGAACGAGCAAACAUCAUUGGAAAGUAGUGUUUGGAUAAAUAGUAGAGGAAAGAAACAGUACGAUUGGAAGACGGCUCAAAAGUUACAGAGCUUUUCUAUGACGAACAGUAACUAUACGUUUGUUCCCAAUUGUAAAAUCGAUCAAGAAGGAGCGAACUGUUUAUUGAAGAAGACGAUUCAUAUGUGGGGCGAUAAACAUUUGCAAAGAAAUUUGGAAAGCUUGAUGGCCGAUACAACCGUCAGUAACCUGAAUGAUGCUUGUAACGACGGAAAUUUGUUUGAAGGAGCAGCAAUAUCAACCGUCGAUGUGAAUACGCCAUUCCUUUUGAACCAAAACAGCACAGCUGUCCAUUUUGGAAGUAUCGAUACACAAAUAGCCCAAUCUUUCCAACAAUGGGCUGGAGAUAUGAUCGGCAAAGCUCGAGAACUACCAUUGGCUGAUAUUGUGGUCAUUGGCGUAGGCAAUGAAGAUUUGUCCAUGGCUAGACAGAAUCCAGAAGAAUUUGCACAGUCAUACUAUGCCUUCUUAUUCUACAUUGCAAAUACCAUCUAUCCUUCACAGCCGAUUAUUGUUAAAACAACGCAGUAUGCCAGCGUUAAAUCAGGCGCAUCCAAUUAUGGACGUAGUUUGGCCUUCGCCAAUAUCAUCAAGAGCUCAGUAUCUGCCGUAUCUGCCGUAUCUCCCAAUAGACGGAAUCCCAUACUUGUCUGGGAUACGUACUCAUUAGGAUUCAGUGAAAAUGAGUGUAGAAAUAGCUUAUAUUCAACAGCUGAUGCGCUGACAUUGGAAAAUAUGCUACUUACAAACCUUGUCUGUUAAAAAAAAUCGUCCUCCUUGUUGACGUCAACAUUCUUGCCAACUUCAUCAUCACCCUCAUCACGAUUCAAUCAAUUGUAUAUACUUUCUCAACAUCCCUCCUUUUGUACCAAUAUAGAUUGUACCUCUUAAUUUAGAUAGUCUUUUCGGCAGAAAACUCACC